UCCCGAGGGCUAGGCCAUACAAAUUAGGGUUUUCAUCUCCUUUCUCACUCUCUGCCUCCCUGCUCCCAAACCCUAACCUUAGACCUAGCUAGCUCACAAUGGCCGUCGGGAAAAACAAGAGGAUUUCCAAGGGGAAAAAGGGAGGAAAGAAGAAGGCAGCCGACCCUUUUGCUAAGAAGGACUGGUAUGACAUUAAGGCGCCUUCGAUCUUCAGCGUCAGAAAUGUUGGCAAAACCCUUGUUAGCAGAACUCAGGGAACCAAGAUUGCCUCUGAAGGGCUCAAGCACAGAGUGUUUGAGAUUUCCCUGGCUGAUCUUCAGAACGAUGAGGAUCAUGCCUACAGGAAGAUCCGACUGAGAGCUGAGGAUGUGCAAGGAAAGAAUGUCCUCACAAACUUCUGGGGAAUGGACUUUACAACAGACAAGCUGAGGUCUUUGGUGCGCAAGUGGCAGACAUUGAUUGAGGCUCAUGUGGAUGUUAAGACAACAGAUAACUACACCCUGAGGAUGUUCUGCAUUGCAUUCACAAAGAAGCGUCAAAACCAGAACAAGAAGACUUCAUAUGCCCAAUCCAGUCAGAUCCGUCAGAUCCGCCGCAAGAUGAGGGAGAUUAUGACAACCCAAGCCGCAUCCUGUGAUCUGAAAGAGUUGGUGAGAAAGUUCAUCCCUGAGAUGAUUGGCAGAGAGAUUGAGAAGGCAACUUCAAGCAUCUAUCCUCUACAGAAUGUCUUCAUUCGAAAAGUCAAGAUCUUGAAAGCUCCCAAAUUUGAUCUGGGAAAGUUGAUGGAGGUUCAUGGUGACUACUCUGAAGAUGUUGGUGUGAAGAUGGAGAGGCCAGCUGAGGAAACAGUAGCAGAAGUUGAGACUGAGGUUGUUGGAGCCUAAUUAAAUUUUCGGACUGGAUUGGCAUUUUCAGUUAGAAGUUCAACUAGAUGAAGUUUUGCCCUUUUCUUUGUUGAGAUUGAGAUGCAGACUAGCAUGACUUGAAAGAAAUUAUGGAACAUGGUUUUUGCUUUCAUGGUUACAUGUGCUUUUUUCAUAAAUUACAUUUAUAUAACUCUAUUUUCUGCCAAUUGCAUGAUGUUCUGUUA
Molecule: messenger RNA, 1090 nt
Organism: Vitis riparia (riverbank grape)
Lineage: Eukaryota; Viridiplantae; Streptophyta; Magnoliopsida; Vitales; Vitaceae
Product: 40S ribosomal protein S3a-2
Exons: 7
Coding region: 99-884 (261 amino acids)
Biological process (GO): translation
Cellular component (GO): cytosol; ribosome
Molecular function (GO): structural constituent of ribosome
Source: RefSeq, a predicted model, not a curated record